This is a messenger RNA of Stegodyphus dumicola, 935 nucleotides long. RefSeq names its product paired box protein Pax-1-like. Lineage: Eukaryota; Metazoa; Arthropoda; Arachnida; Araneae; Eresidae. The record is from RefSeq and is a predicted model, not a curated record. Gene Ontology annotation, molecular function: DNA-binding transcription factor activity, RNA polymerase II-specific; RNA polymerase II cis-regulatory region sequence-specific DNA binding. Gene Ontology annotation, biological process: regulation of transcription by RNA polymerase II; anatomical structure development.
CCAGGAACGAACAGUUCGGCCGGUACCAUUUUAUAUUCGUCAAUUCUAUAUAAAAAAAACUUCGUAAACAGUUUAGGACGAAAUUUUUAUUAUGACUCCGAGAGGUCAAGGAGGAAUAAACCAACUAGGCGGAGCCUUCGCCAACGGUAAGCCCUUGCCUUUCCAUGUGAGAUUGCGAAUUUUGGAGCUAGCACUUUAUGGUUACCGUCCCUGCGAUAUAUCGCGCCACUUACUUGUUUCUCAUGGGUGUGUAUCCAAGAUCUUGACACGCUUCGCAGAAACGGGCUCUAUUUUACCAGGAGCUAUAGGUGGGAGCAAACCAAGAGUUUCAACUCCAUUGGUAAUCGCAAAAAUUCGACAGUACAAAGAAGAAAAUGCUUCUUUAUUUGCAUGGGAAAUCAGAGAAAAAUUGCUAUUUGAAGGUAUCUGUCCCAGAGAUUCUUUACCAUCCGUUUCUUCAAUCAAUCGAAUAUUACGGAGAGCUCCAAAGAUAGUUUCAACGAAGCAAGAAAUGGCAGAUAGAGAGAGGGAAGAUUCAACAUAUUUUGAAAUCGAAGAUAUUGCUACCGCUCUUUACGAAAAUUCUAAUCCUAGCAAAAUUUCAAAUCGAAGAGGCAAAAUAUUUACAUCAACUCAUAAUCAAACUAUUGCCAUGGAUUCAAAGCCCAUGCGCAUUUUAAAAAUGACGCAAAAUAAUAACAUGGCCACUUCGAAUGUUGUCCCUCCAAAAAAGGAGUACAAGAGAACAUUUUAUAUUAGGGAUAUAUUAGAUAUGUGACGGUUAUCAGGAAACUGAAGUUUAUGCCAUUUUUACUACUUGAUCCUUUUAUAAAACUAUUUACUGCAGUCGAAAUAUUGUAAAUAUGUAGAAAUGUGUAAAAAAUGUUGUUUUUUGAAACUAACGGAAUUUUUUUCUUCACAAAAUAAUAUUGUGC